This is a messenger RNA of Rangifer tarandus platyrhynchus (Svalbard reindeer), 240 nucleotides long. The record is from the annotation of a GenBank genome assembly. Lineage: Eukaryota; Metazoa; Chordata; Mammalia; Artiodactyla; Cervidae.
AUAGAUAUAGAUAUAGAUAUAGAUAUAGAUAUAGAUAUAGAUAUAGAUAUAGAUAUAGAGAGAGUUAUGACUGAUCUGCACUGUUGGUGGUGUGUGUGCAUCUGCCUAAAUCAUGGGCCAGGAAACAGGUACUCAUUCAGCUCAGCCAACCUGAGCCUCAAUUUCCUCCCCAGAGAGGCUGAGCUCUUACUUCCUGGCCACCCUCCCAGGCUGGUUGUAAGCAGGCUGCCUGGCUCCGUU